Molecule: messenger RNA, 2302 nt
Organism: Gastrolobium bilobum
Lineage: Eukaryota; Viridiplantae; Streptophyta; Magnoliopsida; Fabales; Fabaceae
Product: wall-associated receptor kinase-like 1
Exons: 3
Coding region: 1-2130 (709 amino acids)
Biological process (GO): protein phosphorylation; cell surface receptor signaling pathway
Cellular component (GO): plasma membrane
Molecular function (GO): protein serine/threonine kinase activity; ATP binding; polysaccharide binding
Source: RefSeq, a predicted model, not a curated record
AUGGUUGUGCAAUUUGCAUUCCACAUAAUCAUUUUGAUGAUAGUAGGGCUCAUAUAUCCAUUGGCAUCUGCACAGAAUAUAAUCACGACACAAUCUGGUUGUGAUUAUUACAGUUGUGGAAUUGGGAUACCUUACCCGUUUGGAAUAGGUGAUCCCAAAUGCUAUGCAGACAAGUGGUUUGAAAUAGAAUGCAGAAACACUUCUCAAGGUGAGAUACCUUACCUGAAAUCUCUAAAUCUGGAAGUGACAUCCAUUGAUGACAGUAACAGCAAGGUUAACAUCAUGAAUCCAGUUUUCAGUUGGAACUGCAAAAGCAAAGAUUCUCGGCCAAUCAUAGACCUUAAAGGAAGCCCUUUCGUGUUUUCCAAGGAUGAUAACAAGUUCACUGCCAUUGGUUGCAAUAAGAUUGCGUUUUUGCAAUCAAAUGGAUCACAAGUUAGUGGGUGCGUUUCCGUUUGUGACGAGUACGACAACGAACAAGUUAACAAUAACAUCGACUUCGGAAGCGAUGGUUGUCUUGGUAGGUUCUGUUGCCAGACAUCACUACCUGAGUAUCUUUCGGAAUUUAAUGUAACACUCGAAAACCUGAGCAACAGAAGCGUGAGUGAUGAGUGUAGUCACGCGCUGAUUGCAACAGAAUAUUGGUACCGAGUACCCUUUGGGAAUUCUUACGAGUAUCGAAGUUUUCGUGACUUGGAUGUGAGUUAUGUUCCUGCGGUGCUUGAUUGGGUGAUUCUGAACUCGUCCAUGAAAGUCGACCAUGCAGGUGCCAACUGCACUAUCGUUCCAUCUUCAUUGUACAGACCCUCAGGUUGGAGAUGUGAGUGCUCCCUAGGCGCCUAUGGCGAUCCAUACAUUACUGGAGGCUGUGUUGCUAUAUCAGGAUUCUUUGAUACGAAUAGUCAAGCGAGGAAGAGGGCUAUAGUAGGAGUUUUGUCAAGCAUCGGAUCCAUCAUUUUGUUUUUUGUUCUAUGGUUGUUGCAUAAAGUUGUAAGGAAAAGAAUGAUAAAGAAACGCAAAGAAAAAUUCUUCAAAAAAAAUGGUGGUCUGUUGUUACAGCAAAGAAUGUCUUCUGGUGAAGUUAAUGUCGACCAAACUAUUCUCUUCAGCUUAAAGGAAUUAGAAAAGGCCACUGACAACUUUAAUACGAACAGAGUUCUUGGAAAGGGAGGCCAAGGUACCGUUUACAAAGGCAUGCUAGUUGAUGGUAGAAUUGUUGCUGUGAAAAAGUUUAAGGUCGAAGGAAAGGUUGAAGAAUUCAUCAACGAGUUUGUCAUCCUUUCACAAAUUAACCAUAGAAAUGUGGUUAGGUUGUUAGGAUGUUGUUUGGAGACAGAAAUCCCCUUGCUUGUCUAUGAAUUCAUUCCUAACGGUAACCUUUUCGAAUAUUUGCAUGAUGAGAAUGAGGUAUUACCAAUGACAUGGGAUAUGCGUUUGCGAAUUGCCACUGAAAUUGCAGGAGCUCUAUUUUACUUACACUCGCUUACAUCUCAGCCCAUUUAUCACAGAGACAUCAAAUCAACAAAUAUAUUGUUGGAUGAAAAGUAUAGGGCAAAAGUAGCAGACUUUGGAGCAUCCAGAAUAGUUUCCAUUGAAGCUACUCACCUCACCACAGUAGUUCAAGGAACUUUUGGAUACUUGGAUCCAGAGUAUUUUCAAACUAGUCAAUUGACAGAAAAAAGUGAUGUCUACAGUUUUGGAGUAGUUCUUGUUGAACUUUUAACAGGGAAGAAGCCAAUAUCCUCAACAAUAUCUGAAGAAACCAAGAGUUUAGCUUCAUAUUUUGUUCAGAGUAUGGAAGAGAAUCGUCUUUUUGACAUUAUUGACAAGAGAGUCACGAUGGAAGGGGACAAAGAACAUAUAAUUGCAGUUGCCAAUCUUGGAAAUAGAUGCUUAGAGUUGAAUGGAAGAAAACGACCAACUAUGAAAGAAGUCACUUUGGAAUUAGAAGAGAUCCGAAGAUUGGAUAGGAAGUCUAAUGCACAGCAAAACCCUGAAGAAAUUGAACUUGCUGGCAUUCAAGACUACCAACCUUGGGCUGAAUAUUCUACAUCAAAUUCAUUGACAACUCUAAGCAGCGCAACACUUUCCCGAGACACAGAUAUUAUGCAUAUUCUUCCAUUAAAAUAAUAGGUGAAUUCUGUUAAUUUAGUUCCGGUAAAGAAAAUAAUUUUCGUUGCAGACAUAUAACCUAAUCUCUACAAGCAUAGUUGUUGAGAAUUAUUUAUAUAAAACAUAACACUUUUCUGUCUUUUGUUUUUGGUAUUGAUCAUUGUAGCAUAUAUUAUAUACAGGAGGAUUA